This is a messenger RNA of [Candida] anglica, 1183 nucleotides long. The record is from the annotation of a GenBank genome assembly. NCBI's taxonomy places the organism in Eukaryota, Fungi, Ascomycota, Pichiomycetes, Serinales, Debaryomycetaceae.
AAAAUCGUAACUGUCUAUAAGAACAAUGGUUGCCGCAUUAGACGCAUCAAAGGUGCAAAUCACCAAGACUACUACUCCUAAGGAAAAACUUCCAAAUGACCAAUUAGUAUUUGGUAAGACUUUCACAGACCACAUGCUUGAAAUUGAAUGGACUGCUGAAGCUGGUUGGGGAACUCCAAAGAUCUCUCCAUACCACAACCUUUCCUUGGACCCAUCCACUUGUGUGUUCCACUAUGCUUUUGAACUUUUCGAAGGUAUGAAGGCUUACCGUGACAAGGACAACAACAUCAGAACUUUCAGACCAAUUAAGAAUAUGGAAAGAAUGAACAAAUCUGCUGAAAGAAUUGCUUUGCCAACUUUUGAUGAAGAAGAAUUAUUGAAGUUGAUUGAUCAAUUGAUUUUGACUGAUGAAAGCUUUGUUCCUCAAGGUGCUGGUUACUCUUUGUACUUGAGACCAACCAUGAUUGGUACUACUGCUUCUUUGGGUGUUGGUACUCCAGACAAGGCCUUGAUUUACGUCAUUGCAUCUCCUGUUGGUCCCUACUAUGGUACUGGUUUCAAGCCAGUUGCUCUUGAAGCCACUGACUAUGCCGUCAGAGCUUGGCCAGGUGGUGUUGGUAACCGUAAGCUUGGUGCCAACUACGCCCCAUGUAUCUUGCCACAAUUGGAAGCCGCUAAGAGAGGUUACCAACAAAACUUGUGGCUUUUCGGCGAAGAAGGUUACAUCACUGAAGUUGGUACCAUGAAUGUGUUCUUUGCCUUUAAGAAUGCUGAUGGCACCAAGGAAUUGGUUACUGCUCCAUUGGAUGGUACCAUUUUGGAAGGUGUUACUAGAGACUCCAUCAUUCAAUUAUGUCAAGAAAAGUUGUCUUCUGAAUGGACUGUCAAUGAACGUAAGUUCACCAUGGCUGAAGUUAAGGAAAGAGCUGACAAGGGUGAAUUGAUUGAAGCCUUUGGUGCCGGUACCGCUGCUGUUGUUUCUCCAAUCAAGAUUAUCGGUUGGAAGGGUGAAGACAUUGAAGUUCCAUUGGCUGCAGGUGAUUCUGGUGAACUCACCAAAUCUGUUGCUGAAUGGAUCCGUGCUAUCCAAUACGGUGAAGUUGAAUACAAGGACUGGUCCAGAGUUGCUAAAUAGGUAACUAUGUAUUCACACUAUCAAAUGAAUUGAAAAGAUAUUUUUUUA